This is a messenger RNA of Harpegnathos saltator (Jerdon's jumping ant), 2725 nucleotides long. RefSeq names its product mediator complex subunit 15 (gene MED15). Lineage: Eukaryota; Metazoa; Arthropoda; Insecta; Hymenoptera; Formicidae. Gene Ontology annotation, molecular function: transcription coregulator activity. The record is from RefSeq and is a predicted model, not a curated record. Gene Ontology annotation, biological process: regulation of DNA-templated transcription. The transcript has 10 exons. The coding region runs from base 557 to 2656 and encodes 699 amino acids.
GGAACCAUUCAGGUAUCGUACGUUAAGUUUAGUUGAGAUUACUUGAUCCUCAUUUGUUCCGAGCCAUAUAUUGAAUUGAACUAAACUGAACUACUUAAUCCUCUUAUUUGUAUCUACGUUCUUAGGCUUUCAGUUUUCGUGUUCUUCGAUUUUACGCUCGGCAAUUCAUCGGUAACAAUAAUCAUCAGACCACUUUGCUCAGUGAAUCAACGAUGUAACAGGUCUUCUUUUUACCGUAUCUUACCGGUGCAUCGUUCGGAAGACUCACUCCUACGUUACAUGGUGGCACGUGCAAAUGGCUGUGAUACGAUAUUGUACUUUAACCUGACGAACGUGAGAUAUAAUUGAGAACUUUUAGUAACAGUAAAUAUUAUGUCAGCAUUGUUGCCUCUGCAGAUUGAGUUACAGAAUAGACCAGGACAGGAUUAUCUUCCCGCUCGCACGGACAAGUGCAUAGACGAACAACUAUAUUGGGUGGAUCGAGAAAACAUCUUCCGGUAUUCCUGACUCAAGGAACAAGCGUGCCCUCUCUCGCAAGGACUCAUCGAAAUAAAAAAUGGAGGAUCACAAUGUGUAUUACAUACAACACAUGGAUAACAUGGAAAGCCAAGCUGAUAAUUCAAAUCCAAAUCAAGUACCUAAGAUACGAUUGAUAUCGCAAUCUGCAAGCGCUCGACCAAGUAUUUUACAAUCUGCGCGUACUCAACGUUCGGCAAACGUUCAACCUGCAAGUACUUUACAGUUUAUAAACACCCAUAAACAAUCAGCAAGUACUCAACAAUUAGUGAGUGUUCAACAGCCAUCACUGCCGAUCAACAGCCAGUCUGUAAACAUUCAAGAGUUUGCAAAUACUUCGCAACAUAUAGAAAUUCAACAAUUCAAAAAUAUAAAACAGCCUGUGAGCACUCCACAACCUUUAAGUGCUUUACCUAUCACUAUUGCACAGUCCUCAAACAUUGCACAAUCUUCGAAUGCUCAAAACUCGACGAGAGAUCGAGUCAUCGUAGGAAACGUGAUACCAGUACCACAAGCACAACUAAGAAAACUUGUCUUGGAGAAGAAACUCAAGCAGGAUGGUAUGGGGCUUCUGAAAGUGAAUUUGCAGAAUAAUAAACGUGUUAAGUUUGUCUACAAAGCGCAUGUUUUACAAAGCUUAAAUCAACGUCCUGGGCAACCAAUGAAUAUGCCCGGCAUGCAAAACAAAAUGCCUGGUAUGGGCAUGAUGCCGACACAAAGUGGCGGCCCAAUGAGCCACAUGGGUCCUAUCCAAACUAUGCAGAACAACUCAAUGCUAACUCAGAUGAACCAAAUGGGACAGGGAAAUAUUCCUCAACAGAUGAACCAAAUGGUGCCGGGACAGAUGGGCCAAUUAGCCACUGGACAGAUGCAACAAAACAUGCAAUCGCAAAUGCAAAAUCAGCUGCCGAGUCAGAUGAGUAGUCAAAUAGGAGGUCCAAUAGGUGGUAUACAGACUAAUAUGCCACAGCAAAUGAAUCAAAUUGGCCCUGGACAAUUGGGGCCUGGUCAGAUGCAACAACAGCUGAAUCACAUGCAAAGAAAACCAAGUGAAAUGAUGAAUACUGGAUUUUCUGGUCCGCGUAAUGUUACACCUAAUCAGUUUCUGAGACAAAGUCCGUCUCCUUCUGUUCCGAGCCCAGCUGGUUUAGGGGCACCAUCAAACAAUCAGAUGGUAGCAUCUCCCGCAUUAGUACCAUCACCAAGCCCGCAGCAUGGCAUUAUGAGUGGGCCGUCUCGUUCCGUGAAUUCCGUAGGUAUGGCACCGUCGCCAAGCAGUUCGCUGAAUACUCCUGGAGGUGUAGGCGCUACACCAAGUCCUCAGCAGGAAGAUCAGGCUUACAGAGAUAAAGUUAGACAGUUAAGCAAGUACAUAGAGCCGUUACGAAAAAUGAUUGCUAGGAUGGGCAGCGAAGGAAAUGUCGACAAACUCAGCAAGAUGAAGAAGCUCUUAGAAAUUUUAUCGAAUCCUAGUAAACGCAUGCCGCUGGAUACGUUACUAAAAUGCGAAGUCGUUCUGGAAAAAUUAGACUUCAAGAGAGGAGACGGCAGCGUCGGGCCACCGGUAACUACGCUAAAGGAACAUCAGAUCUUCAGUCCGCUGUUAGAAGCGGUGAGUGCGCACCUCCAGAGCCCAAUGAUCAAUCAUACAUUGCAACGUACGUUUGGACCAUACCUGAAUGCCUUGUUUGGACCCGAAAUAAAAAAUUUGCCACCGCCGUUGAAGAAGCAGAAAGUCGAAGAGCCACCAAGUGAGAUACCGGACGUACUGCAAGGGGAGAUAGCCAGAUUGGACCAACGAUUUAAGGUCAGUCUAGACCCAGCGCAGCAGAACGGUUCGAAAUGCAUCCAACUAAUAUGCUGGCUCGACGAUCGUCAUCUUCCGUGCGUCCCGCCAGUCUCGGUUACAGUUCCUGCGGAUUAUCCUUUAACACCGCCUCGUUGCGUCAUGGCACCGCACGAAUACGAAGCGACGCCAUUUCUCUGCGCCGUUCAAAAAGCUCUGAACGCGCGUAUCGCAAAGCUUCCACGUCGUUUCUCACUUUCGCAAUUAUUGGACACGUGGGAAAUGAGCGUGAGACAAGCUAGCGCACCGACGCAGGUAAACGUGACUGCUAGUACAGUAUUAAUGGGUUUGUAGCAUCUCUGAAAAGAAUUCCCAUUAGUAUUAUAUCCAAUGAAAUUAAUUCUAGAUUUAUUUCAAUUUUCU